AUGCUUCAAGGCUUCCUUACUAACUUGGCAACCCUUGUGAUCGAGUGUGAUUUGGCACGAGAAUUAGACUUGAAGGAACCCAUCGCGCAUUUUCCUUCAACGAAAGGCGGUCCUUGUUCUUUUCUUUCUACUCCAUUGCAAUUCCUUUUAUUCUUUUUUUCUCUACCAUGUUCUCCUUCACUUGUUUCUCUCGUUUCCUCUUCCUUUCCUCUUCCUAUUUCUCUUUCAUCACUUCUCUUUUUUUUCUCCUAUAUUUUCUAUUUGAGUUUUAGCUCCCCCCUCUUAUUCCUCAUUUCUUUCUCUCUCCUCUUACCAUUCCUUUUUAUCUAUUGUUUAUGUCAUUUCUUUCCCUUGUUGUUUCGUUUGGCUUCCCCACAAAAAAAGUUAAAAAUGCUGAUAGUCAAAACAAUUGUUAUUGUGACUUUUUUCUCCUCAUGGCGUGUUUUUCUUUCUUUCUUCUAA
Molecule: messenger RNA, 462 nt
Organism: Acanthosepion pharaonis
Lineage: Eukaryota; Metazoa; Mollusca; Cephalopoda; Sepiida; Sepiidae
Source: the annotation of a GenBank genome assembly